UUGCAGGGUGGUGACACAAGUGCUAUGCAGAUGGCUGGAAUGCAUGGAAUGCCCGGCAUGCCCAUGAUGGGCAUGCCAGGGAUGAGUGGUAUGCCAGGCAUGCAGCUUCCCGGCAUGCAGCAUCCCGGCAUGAUGCAUCCCAACAUGUCCAUGGGCAACAUCGGCAUGCCUGGCGUAGCCAUGCCAACCAUGCCGCCGGGUAUGCCUCCCGCGCCGUUGCCGGGCGCGCCACCGCUGCCCGCCGCGCCGCCGCCAGGCGCGGACUUCAAUGCACCUAUCUACGAUUUGCAGCAGAUGGGCGAUGUCUACACUGGUCCAGGCGCCAAGUGCUCAACACUCCCAGCGGUCCUCGGCGGUUCGCUACCUCGUCUCUCUAGCGAGCAGACGGACGCGGUCGCCCGCGCCAAGAAGUACGCCAUGGAGCAGAGCAUCAAGAUGGUUCUGAUGAAACAGACGCUGGCACAUCAGCAGCAACAGAUGGCUUCGCAGAGGACGCAGGUGCAACGGCAACAGGCGCUGGCCCUCAUGUGCAGAGUAUAUGUUGGCUCCAUCUCGUUCGAGUUGAAAGAAGACACGAUCCGCCAGGCAUUUUUGCCGUUCGGCCCGAUCAAGAGUAUCAACAUGUCGUGGGAUCCCGUUACACAAAAACAUAAGGGCUUCGCAUUCGUCGAAUACGAGAUACCAGAAGCGGCGCAGCUCAGCUUGGAGCAGAUGAACGGCGUGAUGCUGGGCGGGCGGAACAUCAAGGUCGUGGGGCGGCCCAGCAACAUGCCGCAGGCUCAGGCCGUCAUAGACGAGAUACAGGAGGAGGCGAAGCAGUACAACCGUAUCUACGUAGCGUCAGUUCACCCCGAGCUUAGUGAGGACGACAUCAAGAACGUGUUCGAGGCGUUCGGGCCCGUCACGUACUGCAGGCUAGCGCACGGUGCGCAGGCUACGAGGCAUAAGGGCUACGGAUUCCUAGAGUACGCAACAUUAAACGCCGCGCUAGAAGCCAUCGCGUCGAUGAACCUGUUCGACCUGGGCGGGCAGUACCUGCGCGUGGGGCGCGCCAUCACGCCGCCGCACGCGCUGUCCGGCCCGCCGCCGCCGCAGGCCAUGCCCACCGCCGCCGCCGUCGCUGCUGCCGCCGCCACUGCCAAGAUACAGGCGAUGGACGCCGUAGCCAGCAACGCCGUAGCGCUAGGCCUGACGAAGCUGAACGCCCUCGGCGUGUCCCCGGCCGCCGCGCUGCCCACGCUCGCGGCGGCCCUGCCCGGCGCGCUGCCCGCCAGCCUGCCCGUGCCGCUGCCGGCCGCGCUGCCCGUGUCGCUGCCGGCGACGCUGCCCGCCGCGCUGCCCGCCGCCGCGCUGCCGCCGCCCGGCGUCGUCAUCCCGCCGCCGCCCGUGUCCGCGAGACCGCAGCCGCCCCCACAGACGCAACCGCCACCAGUAUCAGCCGCGUCCGCAGCCGCAAUAGGCGAAGCCGGCUUACAAGCAGCCCUACAGAAGAAACUCCUAGACUCUUCCCCCGACACGCUGCAGCAGCAAGAAUCCCUGUCCAUCUCGGGGCAGUCGGCGCGGCACCUCGUCAUGCAGCGGCUCAUGCGGCGCCGCGUGUCGCGCACCGUGCUGCUCGCCAACAUGGUGGCGCCCGAGGAGGUCGACGAGGCGCUGCACCACGAGAUACAGGAGGAAUGCGGCAAAUGGGGCGUGGUCGAAAGGCUCGUAAUCUACAACGAGCGGCAAAGCGAGGACGAUGACCCCGCGCACGCACUAGUCAAAAUUUUCGUGCAGUUCCAAAACCCUGAUGAGGCGACCGCGGCGGCGGCGGCGCUGAACGGGCGCUACUUCGGCGGCCGCACCGUGCGCGCCGCCAUCUACGACCAGGAGCUCUUCGACCACGGCGACCUCUCCGGCUAGUGCUCAGCUGCCCACUGCCCACCCUCACCGCUAGGUGGCACUAUGUAAAUACUCCUUAUAAUCUAGGUUCCAAACAAAAUAACGCUCGAGGCGGAUGCUAGUUACCCGAAAGGCACAAAAUACACCGAGCUAAUUUGCUAUAUGUCGCUGGCGGUGACACCGCUGUACUUCUGUGAAAUAUUAAUGUAAAGUCUUUGCGAAAAGAGAAUAGUCGGGGAAUAUAAGGGAAUCAAUACAUUCUGUGCCUCUUUCCGCACAAACUAUCAAUAUAACAGCCCACUCUGCUGGCGUCAUUUUCAAGUUGAUUCGAUCGACGAUGUUUUUCGUGACUGUAGCAUAAGGUAUAUGUUCCAUUGUCGGAAUAGAAAUGUUCAGAGGAAAUGUGUGUCACAGAACGCGGCCGCAACGAUGACACUAAAAUGUCCUAGUUCCAAAAUAGCGGCACAAACCAUAGACUACGAAUUUAUAAAUAGAAAAUGUACCUAAAGCGGUGGAGUCGGACUAACUAACUCUGCAUGGCAUUAGCGAUGACAAAGUGUGGCAAUGUUAUGAUUAGAGUUGUGGCAUUCUCGAGAACGUUCUCCGUUUCCUAUGGUGGCUAUGGGAAAUAUUCUCGAGCGAGAAAGUUUCCCAUACAAAACUGAGAACGUCCCCGAGAACGGCACAACUCUAGUUAUUAUUAUUGUCAAAUUUAUAUGAAAACAUGUCGUUUAAAAAGACACUACCUCGAAGUGCAAAGUUAGCUUAGCCGAAAUCUAAGCGCCUCCUGUAGUAAGCGACUGGCAGAUUUUAUAGACCUAUUAUUAUGAAAUGUUCUCAUCGACGUUACGUUUCACGUAAUCGAUUGCAAACGGACCAUCGAUAAAAACAUCAUAAAAUAGGCCACUAGUACUGCGACACUGGCUGUAAAACGUAUUCGAAUAGUAAUGUUAUGGAAAGCGCAACACGUUCGUUCGCGCGUUUGUUCCUUUUUCGUAACUAUACUCUAUCAUGAUCAAUAAAGUAUAAAUAAGCAUAGAAAAUUUGCCAGGCAAUAUUCAAACUUGCGCUAUUAUCAAAGACGUAGUUUUUCUAAUAUACAAGGUGUAACAAAAAUAGUGGGGAUCCGUUUAAGGGCAUAUUCGGUAUCGUGUUCUGAUUAGGAAAAAGUUUUGAUGCGAAAAUUUUUUGGCCUUUGUAUGGAGGGUAUGUAUGUAUGUACGUGGACGGCCUGCCCCAUAGAACAAAAAAAAAUCUUUUCGUCUAAAAACUAUCCUUAUCAGAACACGAUACCGAAUAUGGCCAUAAAUGCAUCCCCACUAAUUUUGUUACACCCUGUAGGUAAAUAUAAUUUUAACUAAUUGAAUAUUUUAAUUUUACUUUAUAUAUGUAUAAUUUGUAUUUGAGUUUCGUCAAUUAAAUCUAGCUGUUAAAGGUUACGAAAACGGAACAACGAAAUAAAACUAUGUAAACGGGUAAAAAUUAAUGAAAUUAUCCAUGGAAUAGCGUCAAUACAGUAUGUAUUGGAAGUUGUAUACAAAUUUUUGACUUAAGUUUGAUAAACUGUAAAAAUGUUACUUGGUACUGUCGGAACGAAUUAGUAGCAAAAUGUCUAACAAGAAAAAUAAAUAGAUGGUCUGGAUAUAGGUUUUAUGAGCAUGACAGUAUGAUACAGUGACUCCGUUGGGCCCUUUACCUUUUGAACGCCAAUAACACCUAAAGGCGUCGUUACCAGUCAUGCCCACAGCGCCAAGUACAAGAUGUUAUUUUGGACGCUGUCAAAGUAAUCUUCACACAUUCAAGUAAGGUUUACAUUAGCUCCAUUCCACCCGGGAGCUUGGUGUGUGUGAUUUUUGUUUAUGCUUCGAGCAACACGGAAGGGAGACGUCAUUCAUACUAUUUCCCCUCUCCCAAAGCAUAGGCACAACCGUGUAUAUGGCGGUGCAUGUUGUGACUCGUCCGUACACAAAGAGAUCGAGGUGUCCAAGGUUUGUCGUUGACGUGUGUCAUUUUCUAUGUAUUUGUGUCAUUAGAUUGGAUUUUGUAUGUAGUGAGUGAGACGUGCGCCUGUGUGCACGUUUCCCCCCGCAAAAAACGACAGAAUGAUUUGUACGGUAAGAUAUCGCUUUGGCUCCUCCCUUUCGACGUGUCGGAAGCCGGUGUUGCUCGAAGUGUUUAUGACAUAAAGCGUUCAAAAGGUUAAAUAAAUUGCGGAUUUAUGAAACUUCCGUCCCGGAAAAGUUAAUUUGACUUUUACCAAGCAUUUCGCACAUACCUAAUAAAAUGUAAUUCUCUUGUUAGACGUUUUUAGACUAACGCGUUUUGACAAGCCUGAAGAGUGGUGACGAAAAGAUCUAAGUAUAAUAAAACUAGUUUUACGUAUGAUUAUGAUCAUUGUUGAUAAAUUAAAUUACUUGUAAGAA
Messenger RNA from Cydia strobilella, 4304 nucleotides. It is a transcript of the gene hfp, whose product is annotated as poly(U)-binding-splicing factor half pint. Bases 25 to 1902 code for a protein of 625 amino acids. Gene Ontology annotation, biological process: alternative mRNA splicing, via spliceosome; regulation of alternative mRNA splicing, via spliceosome; mRNA splice site recognition. Gene Ontology annotation, cellular component: precatalytic spliceosome; catalytic step 2 spliceosome. NCBI's taxonomy places the organism in Eukaryota, Metazoa, Arthropoda, Insecta, Lepidoptera, Tortricidae. The record is from RefSeq and is a predicted model, not a curated record. Gene Ontology annotation, molecular function: RNA binding. The transcript has 11 exons.